UACAAGACCAGAGUUAGUCUUUUUUGAGGUACUCAGCCAUCACUAAUCAGCACUAGCAACAGCCAUGGGAGAGGUAGACACAGCUUUCAUCCAAGAACCAGAACACAGGCCAAAGCUCUCUCCCAACCAAGCAGAAGGAAUUCCCAUAAUUGACCUCUCUCCAAUAACCAACCACGCAGUUUCAGAUCCAUCUGCCAUUGAAAACUUAGUGAAGGAGAUAGAAAGUGCAUGCAAGGAGUGGGGUUUCUUCCAAGUAACCAACCAUGGGGUGCCCCUCACUCUAAGGCAAAACAUUGAGAAAGCCUCAAGACUGUUCUUUGAACAGACUCAGGAGGAGAAGAAGAAGGUUAGCAGAGACGAGAAAUCCACAACUGGUUACUAUGACACAGAACACACCAAGAACGUUAGGGACUGGAAAGAAGUGUUUGAUUUUCUAGCCAAAGAUCCCACUUUUAUUCCUGUCACUUCUGAUGAACAUGAUGAUCGAGUCACUCACUGGACUAAUGUAUCCCCUGAAUACCCUCCAAACUUUAGGGAUAUAAUGGAAGAGUAUAUUCAAGAGGUGGAAAAGCUGUCCUUUAAGCUCUUGGAGCUUAUAGCUCUGAGCUUAGGCCUUGAGGCAAAGAGGUUUGAAGAGUUUUUCAUGAAAGAUCAAACGAGCUUUAUUCGACUCAACCACUAUCCUCCAUGCCCUUACCCUCACCUUGCUCUUGGUGUUGGCCGACACAAGGAUGGUGGAGCCUUAACCGUUCUUGCACAAGAUGAGGUUGGAGGACUUGAAGUGAAACGCAAAGCAGAUCAAGAGUGGAUAAGAGUGAAACCUACACCAGAUGCUUAUAUAAUCAACGUUGGUGAUCUUAUUCAGGUUUGGAGCAAUGAUGCCUAUGAGAGUGUGGAACACAGAGUGAUGGUUAACUCUGAGAAAGAAAGGUUUUCUAUUCCGUUUUUCUUCAACCCUGCACAUGACAUAGAAGUCAAGCCUUUGGAGGAGUUGACAAAUGAACACAAUCCUUCAAAAUAUAGGCCAUACAAAUGGGGCAAGUUUCUUGUUCACAGAAAGGGAAGCAAUUUCAAGAAACAGAAUGUGGAAAACAUUCAGAUUUAUCAUUAUAAGAUAACCUAAAGGAUAAGAAAUUAGCUUAUUCAUGUAAAGCAGAUUGAUCUAAGAAUGUUUCUGAUAUAUAUGUGGGACUGUGAUAUUAUUUGCUGCUAAAAAGUUACUAGUGUGCAUUAUGUAUAGCAACGAAUAGAAGAAACAUAUUUGGCUGUCUUAUGUUGAAAGUAAUUUUAUGUUGGUGGAAUAAACUAAGAAGAAGAAUGAAAAUUUGAUCCCUUUUUGGUAA
Messenger RNA from Glycine soja, 1343 nucleotides. RefSeq names its product probable 2-oxoglutarate-dependent dioxygenase At5g05600. Gene Ontology annotation, molecular function: dioxygenase activity. The record is from RefSeq and is a predicted model, not a curated record. Bases 65 to 1123 code for a protein of 352 amino acids. The transcript has 3 exons. Lineage: Eukaryota; Viridiplantae; Streptophyta; Magnoliopsida; Fabales; Fabaceae.